AUGGCUUCGUCUGUUGCUGAAGAAGAGCCCGUGCUCCCGCAGGAUCCUCUCGACCAAGAAAUCGCUUUGCUCAAGCGUCAAGUGGCUUCACUCCGCAAGCGACUCCAGGUAGAAUGUUCCACCAUCCUCUCCGCCGGCGUCACCCAGGACAUGAUUGAGUCCGAUGCCGCCACCUCUUACAACGACAACUCCCCGCGAAAGAAGCUCGCCAAGCGAUCCUCGCAGCAGCAAGCGUACAUCCAGCAAUGCGCAUACCGAAUAUCCACCUCGGUCACAGCCUUCAAAAUCCAUGACCCUGAUCCAAACGCCGUCGAUGAGGGCCGCGUGCUCGGCGUGCGCUUCGAGAUUAUGUCCGCCGGCCAGUUUCUACGCCCAUACUACGUCAUGCUCAACCGCCCAUUUGAACGAUCACGCUUGCUCCGCGUCCAUAGACAUACGAUCCCGCCAGCCAUCCCGCUAAGCGGACUCGCCGCUCGCCACCUGCCGCCGCCAAAGAAGGGCCAUGGUGGGCGGGAGCCCAAGCAGGAUCUGGACAUGUUUGUCAAGCGGCUGCGGAGGGAGAUUAUGCGCCAUCACAAUCGCCUCGGCGUCACGGCGGACUUGCGGCAAAGUGCCCGUGUCAAUGAGCAGGCUCGCUCGGAUGCCGAAACGCCAGCCAUCAUCGAUGUUGGUGUGGCUGAUGUAGAGGCAAAGCAGAUUCGUCUGACGUGGGCGGACGAUCGUACAGGCAGAAUAGUCAUGGAUGAUGACGGCAAGGUGCUCAAGUUUGCCAUCUUUGGACCAGAUGGUCGCGAUUGGGAGACGGCGAAAGCGCUGCUUGGGAGUCACGAUCGAGUGGAGGAUAUUGUAGAAUUGCUCGAACAGAGCGAGUAG
[Torrubiella] hemipterigena is the source of this 873-nucleotide messenger RNA. The record is from the annotation of a GenBank genome assembly. NCBI's taxonomy places the organism in Eukaryota, Fungi, Ascomycota, Sordariomycetes, Hypocreales, Clavicipitaceae.